Cetraspora pellucida is the source of this 229-nucleotide messenger RNA. Lineage: Eukaryota; Fungi; Glomeromycota; Glomeromycetes; Diversisporales; Gigasporaceae. The record is from the annotation of a GenBank genome assembly.
AUGACCAUGAGUGGAUCAGCUUCGACUGGUAAUGGAUGGAAAGGAUAUGAAGAGGUGUUGAGAAUGUUGCCAGGUAAAACUUUCGAUGAAGUACAGAGGCAAGAAGAAAGAGCCAUACGUCCCAAAAGAACGGUACAAGGACAGCAUCCACGUGUCACACUUGUAUUCUUCUUGGGUGGAUGCACAUAUAUGGAAAUCUCUGCAAUACGCUUUUUAGCACAAGAUGAUG